Messenger RNA from Pediculus humanus corporis (human body louse), 567 nucleotides. RefSeq names its product protein phosphatase inhibitor, putative. Lineage: Eukaryota; Metazoa; Arthropoda; Insecta; Psocodea; Pediculidae. The record is from RefSeq and is a predicted model, not a curated record. Gene Ontology annotation, biological process: regulation of signal transduction. The transcript is spliced from 4 exons. Gene Ontology annotation, molecular function: protein phosphatase inhibitor activity. Bases 1 to 567 code for a protein of 188 amino acids.
AUGGCAAAUGGUGGAGAUAUAAUUCAAAUUAUGGCAGAUAACCCUCAAAAAAGGCCGUCUAAAGGGAUUUUAAAGACGUCAACUAGUUUUGAAAAGCAAGGAAAAAAUUCAAAGAAAAACAAACCCAAAGAGACAAAAUGGGAUGAAAUGAACAUAAUAGCAACUCUUCAUCCCUCCGAGAAAGACUACGGUCAUAUGAAAAUAGAAGAACCUAAAACGCCGUAUAAUUAUGAUUUUGACGACGAAGACGAAGUCGAUGCAAAAGAACGCAUGUUAGAUCCGGAAGAAUUGGCAGAAAAGUUAAAAAAUAAAUUAGAUAGAACUAGCAAAGUUGAUGAAUUCGAUGAGGGAUCGAGUGAUUCCGAAUCGGAAUUGAGCGCGGAAGAAUUGGCGAGGAAAAACGUUUUCAAAAGCAAAAGAAAAAUGCAUUAUAACGAAUUUAAAGUUGUCGAAUUUGCAAGGAAGUUAAUUAAAGCCGACGAAGAAGCAUUGGAAAACGACGAAGAAGGCCACGAUCGGAACGCUUGUCCGACUUCGAGCGGAAAAUUAAUUAAAAUCGGAUACUAA